Molecule: messenger RNA, 480 nt
Organism: Cryptococcus wingfieldii CBS 7118
Lineage: Eukaryota; Fungi; Basidiomycota; Tremellomycetes; Tremellales; Cryptococcaceae
Exons: 2
Coding region: 1-480 (159 amino acids)
Molecular function (GO): RNA binding; protein binding
Source: RefSeq, a predicted model, not a curated record
AUGCUCACCGACGUUGUCCCCAAGCUUCUCGGUUUUGCCGGUGGCGGUGGCCGUGGUGGUCGAGGCGGCCGAGGUGGCUUCGUAGGCGGUCCUCCCCCUGGUGCUGCUCGUUCCCUCCAGGUACUCGACCCUCCUCAGACCACGCGUCUUAAUGACAUUCUCCGAGGCGCCAAGUUCACUGUCACCCAUCAAAACACUGAGCGAGUGUUUGUCAUCAUCAAGCUCACCGUCAAGGCCGCCGACGAAAUCAAGUUCACUCUCAACGGCAAGGACGGUCAGCCCGACCGAACCGUCUCCGUUGCGCAGUACUUCCAAGAGCAGUACAAUGUCCGCGUUACCCGCCCUCGUCUCCCUUGCGUUCAGUACGGCAAGAAUUGUAGAGGACGGCACCGUUGGAGAGAGGGGUGGGGUCCUCUGCAGAAGAGUCAGCACUAUAAAGAGCGUAUAACGAUGAAGGCUCGCUAUCUGUUCACUUUAUGA